Molecule: messenger RNA, 2192 nt
Organism: Humulus lupulus (European hop)
Lineage: Eukaryota; Viridiplantae; Streptophyta; Magnoliopsida; Rosales; Cannabaceae
Product: chloroplast sensor kinase, chloroplastic
Exons: 9
Coding region: 74-1936 (620 amino acids)
Source: RefSeq, a predicted model, not a curated record
ACCAACACCAACGGUCCUAACUUCAAUCUUCUUCUUCUUCAUCUUCGUCUUCAUCUUCAUCCUCUUCCUUCCAAUGCUACUCUUUGCUAACCCAACCCUAAACCCUCUUCUCUCCAAUUUCUCAAAUCCAGAUACUGCUUUUGUUAUCCCUUGUAAUCCUCACAAGCUUUAUACCUCACCUAAACUAACCCCUAAUUCCUCUCUCCGAAGACCUCUUCUUCCCCCCGUAAACUCUUCUUCUUCACUCCAAAACCCUAACUCUCUCCGCCACGUCUCCGACAAUGAGGACUCCGCUGAAGCGUCUCUGGUCUCUUCCGCCUCCGCCGUUGCCUCGGCCAUCCGCGGCGUUUCGACCUCCCCCAUCGAGUUCGUUCAGCAGAUUGAGAAAAGUCCCAAAAACGGAUUGGUGCUCCCAAGUUCAGAUUUUCAGAGACUCUGCGUCGAGCAAUUGGACCUUUUUCGUCGAAUCGUUGAUCCUGAGGCCUUUCUCUCGGUCUAUGUUAGACCAGCUGGGAGUUAUGUUAUGGAUCGUCUAGAGCUGCGUCGAGUUACUGCUUAUCCUGGAGUGAAUGCAGCUGAUGUUGUCAUAUUAGUUGGUAGUUUUGGCAUUCCAGCUGGUCUGAGAGCAGCAGAAGCAUUACUUUCCAAUCAAGAAGUGGAAUUUGUACCUGAGUAUAGAGCUGCAGUUUUUCCCAUGGUGAAGCACCCUUUUGUGGUGGGAUUCUUGGUUGCCGAAUUUCGGAGCCUGGAAAUGCCAACUCAAGGGAACGGGCAGAGCCAAAAGUCUGAGCCUCAGGAGACAGCUCAUGGUUUUUCGUUGGACUAUGAUUCCAAAUCAUGGGAUAUUCAGAGUUUAAAGGAGGAGUCGUUGAAAAUGGGCAAGUUUACUGCAGAGCAGAGAUCAAAUGCUAUCAGCAUUGCUCGGUCUUUGGCAAUGGCAUAUGUGAUGGAUCAGAAAGCAAUGCUACUCCAGCAGUCCUCAUGGCAAAAUAAUGUCAGGAUGAGUAAUCUAAUUGAGCAAAUUCGUGGUCCUCUGUCUAGCAUUCGGACUUUAAGCAAAAUGUUAUCUCUUCACACGAAAAGAGGUGAGAUAUCUAAUGACAUUAUUGAAGACAUAUUGGUACAAGGCGAUCACAUGAAGGAUACUCUCCAACAACUCCAGGAUGCUGUUCACCUGACAAAGGCCAAUAUAUUCCGCUACAAUGAAGAAACAAUGAAGAAAAUGCUGAAUUCCACUUUCACCUAUCCUGAAUCAGUGAGGCCACACUUGUCAGAUGAAUUUUCAAGGGAUGGUUCUAGUAAUACUAUACAAAGUCGAGGUGAAUCACUUCCUUUAAAAACUUCAUUAAAGGAUAUAGAAAUGCCUAUGCCACCUCCUGCUCUCGCUCCCCUAAAGCAACAUGAGAUAAGACCAUGCGAUGUUUCUGAUGUACUGGAAGAUUUGGUUGAGGCCGUGAGUCCUCUUGCUCAAAAACAGCAACGCCUAGUACAACUUAGUGAACUAGAACAAACCUUGCAAGUUGCCAUAGAAGAACCUGCUUUGCGCCAGGCUCUCAGCAAUUUGAUUGAGGGUGCAUUGUUGCGAACAAAAGUUGGAGGAAGGGUUGAAAUUGUGUGUAUGAGAGCACCAGCAGGUGGUGCACUUGUAGUAAUUGAUGAUGACGGGCUCGAUAUGCACUAUAUGACACAGAUGCAUUCGCUCACUCCAUUUGGAGUAGACCUCUGCUCGGAGAAUAUGGUGGAAGACAACAUGACAUGGAAUUUUGUCGCCGGUCUUACUGUUGCACGUGAGAUACUUGAGAGUUAUGGCUGUGUUGUUCGUGUCAUAUCACCCCGGAUCAAAGAAGCUGCUCUUGGAGCAGGUGGCACUCGCAUAGAACUUUGGCUUCCAUGCUUUGCCUUGUCUGAUUUUGAUGGUCCUGCUCAAAUGCUAUAGCAACUAAGGGAGGAGAACUCUCUGCAUUAUUAUCACACCAGUAUACAUUACAGUACAGAUUUUAGAGGGAAAAUAAUGGACAAUGUUUGAAUUUUGGCUUGGCUUUCUUGCUAUUUAUAAAUGCAAGGUGUUGGUUUUAUUUGGGGUCAUCAUACUGUAUAGCUUCUUUUUCCAUACUUCUGUAUUUACUUGUAUGUACAAGGAAGUGUACAAUUUGUAAUGGAAUUAGUAUUUUGGUAAUUUUUUUUUAGAAAAA